This is a messenger RNA of Psammomys obesus (fat sand rat), 1266 nucleotides long. RefSeq names its product stearoyl-CoA desaturase 5 (gene Scd5). Gene Ontology annotation, molecular function: oxidoreductase activity, acting on paired donors, with oxidation of a pair of donors resulting in the reduction of molecular oxygen to two molecules of water. NCBI's taxonomy places the organism in Eukaryota, Metazoa, Chordata, Mammalia, Rodentia, Muridae. The record is from RefSeq and is a predicted model, not a curated record.
AUGGAGUUCCCAAUAAGAUAUUAUCUGGAACUAGUGUUUGGGGGAUCUGGAGAAAAAGAUGCAUACCACGACAGGAGUGCUAUGAGAUAUCCCACAAGCUACCUGGCCCCAGAACCUCAUUCCGUGUACCACCGGGCCACGGCUCCAAUUCCAGCUCCUGGGUUGGUCUCGGAGAGGCAGGAGCGUACAUCACUCUCCAGCCAAGUCAGCCCCGGCGCCCACCCCGCCAAGGUCCCCUUCUGCAACGCCAAGGAGGAAAUCCGUGCAGGGCUCCAGGCCCAGCAGGGUGCGCUCGGGCCGCGCCUCAGCGUUGUCCGCAGGAACGUGUUCCUGAUGAGCCUCCUGCGUCUAGGGGCUGUAUACUCUCCAGUGCUCGUCCCUAAGGCCAAACUGCUCACUCUGCUUUUGCUAUGGGACUACUUCUGCUUCCUCCUGACUCCUCCGGGCCUGAGGACUGGUGCCCAUUGCCUGUGGAGCCACAGGUCCUACAAGGCCAAGCUACCUCUCAGGAUAUUUCUGGCCGCUGCCAACUCCAUGGUUUUCCAGAGCGACAUCUUCUCGUGGGCCAGGGAGCGUCGAGCCCACCACAAGGACUCAGAGACAGAUGUGAACCCCCACAAUGCCCGCCGUGGCUUCUUUUUCUCCCACAUCAGGUGGCUGCUGGUUCGCAAGCAUCCAGACGUCAUUGAGAAGGACAGGAGGCUCGAUGUCACCAAUAAUACACUUGCUGACCCCAUGGUCCAGGUCCAGAGAAAGUACUAUAAGAUCAGUGUGGUGCUCGUGCGCUUCAUGGUCCCUGCACUGGUGCCCUGGUACAUCUGGGGAGAGCAUCUAUGGAAUUCCUACUUCUUGGCUUCUGUUCUCCGAUAUGCCGUCGCCCUCAAUGGCACCUGGCUGGUCAACAGCGCUGCCCACAUGUAUGGGAAGUGGCCCUAUCACAAGCAUAUCAACCCUUGGCAGAACCCACUCAUCACUUAGGGGGCUGUUGAUGAAGGCUUCCACAAUUACCACCACGAGUUUCCCUUCGACUACUCUGUGAGUGAACUUGGCUUAAAGUUCAACCCAGCCACCCGGUUCAUUGACUUCACGUGCUUCCUGGGACUGGCCACUGACCACAAAUGGGCCACCGAGCAGAAGAUCGAGGCCUGCAAAGCCAAGACUGGUGACAGCGGUGCCUGAAGCCUUCCGAAUGCUGUCCACGGUGGCUACCCUUGGCAUCCAGCUAGCAGCUUCUGACUUACAAUUCUCUUGUUUGUUGGCUUGUGG